AUGGCCCAGUUUGUGACCCACAUCCAGCCUACGCUGCUGGAGGCAUCGCAAGGUCAUGUCCCCCACCAUCAUGGACACCAAGUGGGAGUGCAGCACUCCUCCCAUUUGCCCCACAGUGGGCACAACAUGCCCUCGCCGCCCACUGCCCACAACCAUCAUCAUGGACACGGGCACGGGCAUAGUAGUGCUGCCCAUCAUUCGCAUCCUCACAAGCCAUCAAAGGAUACUCAUCAUACCUCAACUGGACACACCUCCAAGAAGGACCACCACAGUCCUCCAUCACAGGUAUCUUCGCCUCCGGCGGAGCAUCAUCCCGAUCAUGUCGGACACUAUGAGUACUUUCAGCACCAGCAUGAGGUGGCCUUCCACCACGAAGGAGGAGCCAACAACAAGCACCACCACCAGCAGCAGCAGCAGCAACCACACCAUCACCACUCCACCAACAAGCACGAGCACUGCCCCACAGGACACCAGAGUGCGGUGAGUCCUGCCUAG
Messenger RNA from Drosophila bipectinata, 495 nucleotides. Its product is annotated as histidine-rich protein PFHRP-III-like. Lineage: Eukaryota; Metazoa; Arthropoda; Insecta; Diptera; Drosophilidae. The record is from RefSeq and is a predicted model, not a curated record.